AUGCAAAAGACAGAAACUUGGAUUAUCACCUGCUUUUGUCUUCAACUACUCCUGCUUAAUCCUCUUGUCAAAGCCCAGAGUUCCUGCGGGAAUCCAGUGACAGAUGAUGUGAAUGACAUUGCAAAAUUGGUCGGAAAUCUCCCAAAUGAUUAUAUGAUAACCCUUAAAUAUGUCCCGAAGAUGGAUAGUCUGCCUAAUCACUGUUGGUUGCAUUUGAUGGUGCCUGAAUUUUCAAGGAGUCUACAUAACCUUCUCCAGAAAUUUUCAGAUAUUUCAGAUAUGUCUGAUGUUUUAAGCAACUAUUCAAUCAUCAAUAAUCUCACAAGGAUAAUUAAUGAUCUUAUGGCAUGCCUAGCUUUUGAUAAAAAUAAGGAUUUUGUAAAAGAAAAUGGUCACCUUUAUGAAGAAGGUCACUUCAUUCCUGAGGAUUUUUUUAGGCACUUUAAUAGUACCAUUGAGGUCUACAAGGAGUUUGCAGACACGUUGGAUAAGAAUGACUGCAUUCUGCCUUCAACAGUAGAAACACCAGAGAACGAUUCCAGAGUCGCUGUCACAAAAACAUUUUUGUUUCCUCCUGUUGCUGCCAGCUCCCUUAGGAAUGACAGCAUUGGCAGUAACACUAGCAGUAACAAAGAGGCACUUGACUUCGUUAGCAGCUCCAGCCUGCAAGGGAUCAGCAUAGCACUGACAUCGUUGCUGUCUCUUCUUAUUGGCUUUAUUUUGGGAGCCAUAUACUGGAAGAAAACACAUCCCAAAUCCAGACCAGAAAGUGAUGAAACUACGCAGUGUCAUGACUGUCAAGAGGAAAAUGAGAUAAGUAUGUUGCAGCAAAAAGAAAAAGAACAUCUACAAGUGUAG
This is a messenger RNA of Fulmarus glacialis (Northern fulmar), 858 nucleotides long. RefSeq names its product KIT ligand (gene KITLG). The record is from RefSeq and is a predicted model, not a curated record. Gene Ontology annotation, biological process: cell adhesion; positive regulation of cell population proliferation. Gene Ontology annotation, molecular function: stem cell factor receptor binding; cytokine activity. NCBI's taxonomy places the organism in Eukaryota, Metazoa, Chordata, Aves, Procellariiformes, Procellariidae. Bases 1 to 858 code for a protein of 285 amino acids. The transcript has 9 exons. Gene Ontology annotation, cellular component: plasma membrane.